AUGCAAUCGGACAGUUUCGCAUCUCGCACAGAUUCUUAUGUCCGUGACGCUUCGGUGACAAGAAAGCGCAUUCUUGAGCUCUGGUUCCAUAUUGUAGAGAAUGACUUCGAUAGACGAAGACAGGCCUCGCUACCGCACGCCGGGUUCAACGAGCACCAAACCAGAUUCGGGCUAAGCUCUCCUCUUCAAAAUUUCCCUCCCUUACCUGCAGCCAUUACAAGUCCUCCACCUAACGUCCCGUUCCAACAAUCCAACUUCCCUCAACAACAACAGCAGCAAUACGUCCCUCAGUUCAAUAACAACAACAUACCACCCAUUAACAACCUGCCGCUUCAAAACAAUAACUUACCAACACAAGGCAGCUUCCAAUUCAAUCCGCAACCAAGUGUGAACCCAAGUGUGUUUUCGAACAACUUCCAGCCACAGCAAGACAUAAGACAGCAUCAGACACAAAAUUUACUACCUCCAGCCAUACCAACGCUGCCAACCUACCAAAAUGGAAUUCCGAUCCAACAAAAUGGACAUACUUUCCAAACAAACAUCCCUUCAAGUCCUGUCAGCUUGACACAGAGACCUACACAGCAAGCUUUCUUACCCACUGUUUCAACACAAGGCCAACCCAUCAAUCAACCUAUCAACCAACCCAUCUUCAGUCAUCCAAACCCUAUAACCAUACAGCCUGCACCUAACCUAGGCCCUCAAAAUUUUAAUCUGAAUAACGCACAGCUCCCUUUCCAACCGUCUUUAGGGCAAGCUCCUUUUUUCUCCAACGGACAGUCAUCCCGAAUUGAAGAUUUGUUAGAGCAACAAUCUAAGGAAAAUUUAGAAAAACUAAAAGAACUUCAAGAGAGAGCACGUAUUAUUCAGAAGCACCAGGAGUUCGUACAGAAACAACAGCAAAAGCAGCAAGAGAAAGUGGAAAAAUUACAUGAAGAGUUCGUUAAAAAGCAAGCUACUAAAUCGAUCCCAAAUUAUUCGACUACUGAAUCCUACACAAACUAUUGGAGAGGAAAUGUAGAAAGGCGAAGGCCAAUUUUGCCGCACGAGACAAAUCUAUUCAAAAAGGCUGUUGAAUUGUAUGAAAAAGAACAUCCAACAUCAACGACGACGACAACCACCACCACAACUACGACAACUACAACUCCACCGCCACCACCCACGCCCAGGUACAGACCUAGGCCAAAGACAAAAAGUAGAAAUGUUCCUCAGGACAGAGAUAAGCGAAAGCUUUACAAUGAAAUUAAAAGCCUCUUGCAAGAAAGUGAAACUAAGGGCUUCGACGAAAAUUUACGAGCCAAGAGUGCCGAGUUAUUGAAAAAACCAGAUAUUUUAAAACAACUCCAAGUUGCUCUCGCUGAAAAUCCUGAAGACUUCUCUGAGAAAAAUUUCACAUCUAGAGAAAUAUCGCUUAAUGGACAAAAAUUUGAAGUUAUCAGGACGACGAACCCAAAUCUGAUCCCUGAAGGCGCGAUCUCAGCUGAUAGUUCAAAAUUAGCUCAAAUUAUGGCUGCUGCUCAGCUCGAGCAACAAAAAGAAACACGAGUUUCAAUUGAAGAUUUAACAAAAGGUAUCCUACCCCCUGGCGCAAACUUCGAGCUUAUCAAACAAGCUGAAAACGGCAAAUUAGAGGAGGUGAAAGCACCUAAUGAAAUUCAUAACAAGAAAAAAGUUACUUUUGUUUUCUUGGAAGAACAAGACGAUGGAUCUUUCAAGGUUAAGGGUGUUAAAGCUAACGGCCAACAAACAGAGGAAGGUCCUGAAGUAGAAAAUAUUUUGAAUAAAAUAAAGAACGGUGAGAUUCAAUUGCCUGGACAAACCAAGAUAUCAAACUCAAUAUACGGAUCAACUACUGCCCGACCUACAACUGAAGCGACUGAUUUUGUAGCUGCUUCGUCCCAUGUCCCUCCAAGCUACUCAACCUUUGUCAGUACUACUAAUCACGGUACUACUGGCCAUACUAUUCCAGUGACACAUACAACAGUAGCACCGACCUACCAAAGCUCUUUUCACUCUACCCGAAGCACUCAAGCUAAAACGCAGACUCACUUUCCAUCAACGAUUGGCACUACUAGCACUGAACGGUACAUCACGAAAUCAAGUACACCAGCUGACGAAUUCACUUCCAGAAAUAGCAUCAGUCAAAGUCCCAGAUUAACUUAUCCCAGUUCUACUUUGUCAACAAUUUUGAAUACCACCCCUUACCGUUCAUCUGAGAAAGAUUUAGUCGUGAUUGGAUCCAGUACCAUUGCUCCCAGUCUGAGUGAAGCGAGCGGUACUGCAAGGCAAGCUCAAUCAACGAUUCCUGGACUCGUGGAUAUUUUGAAAGAUAAUGGGCUUUUUGCAACUGCGAAAUAUUUGCGCCAGUCAGGCCUAGACACCAUCUUGAAUGAGACCGGUCCGUACACUAUUUUCGUCCCCACAGACAAGGCUUUUAGAACUCUCUUGGUUCAGCUUGGAGGUCCUGAUAAGGCCGAGGAGAAAUUCCGAGACAACCCAAGGUUGCUCAGCGGUCUCCUUUUGCAUCACGUGAUACCUGGUGCCUUCGAUGUAGGGUCCCUUCAAGACGAGAUGACAGGAGUUUCUCUAGCAGGCACGCAGCUCAGGGUCAACCAGUACGAUCUACAUGACGCAGAAUGGAACGAAGUGCGCGUCACCACUAUCAACGGAGCCAGGGUGCUGGAUGAAAAGAAGGAUAUUCAUAUACCACAGGGUAUAGCACAUGCAAUAGACCGCGUGAUGUUCCCGCUGCCUGUUGGAGAUCUGGUACAAACACUACAGGCAGAUAGAGACAGACGGUUCACCACAUUCUUGAAAGCAAUCCAGACCAGCGGCUUCGCAGAUACACUUGCUGAAAGCAAAACCUACACGGUAUUCGCACCAACGGAUGCAGCAUUCGCUCGCUUAUCGGCAUCUGACCUAGAUCAGUUUGCUGACAAAGCAGGAGCCAAGGCGUUGGUAGCAAGACACGUUCUGCCUGGUACUCUGUACAGUGCUGGUAUGAGGUACUACCAACUCAGAAACUCCAUGGAAGACAGUAAACCGUUGACUCUUCAGAAAAGUUCGGGUCGUAUCAAAGUAAAUAAUGCCCAAGUGAUAACACACAACAUUCCUGCGACGAAUGGCGUCAUCCACGCAGUAGACGCGAUCCUGUAA
Arctia plantaginis is the source of this 3153-nucleotide messenger RNA. The record is from the annotation of a GenBank genome assembly. NCBI's taxonomy places the organism in Eukaryota, Metazoa, Arthropoda, Insecta, Lepidoptera, Erebidae.